Molecule: messenger RNA, 931 nt
Organism: Chrysochloris asiatica (Cape golden mole)
Lineage: Eukaryota; Metazoa; Chordata; Mammalia; Afrosoricida; Chrysochloridae
Product: adenylate kinase isoenzyme 6-like
Exons: 5
Coding region: 78-596 (172 amino acids)
Cellular component (GO): cytoplasm; nucleus
Molecular function (GO): ATP binding; AMP kinase activity; ATP hydrolysis activity
Source: RefSeq, a predicted model, not a curated record
GCCCGCCCCUUCCGGCUUCUCACGGUGGGACGUGAGGUGCUCAAGUAGGGGCGGUCGGAGCAGGAGCUGUGAGGACCAUGUUGCAGCCGAACAUCUUACUUACGGGUACACCAGGGGUUGGAAAAACCACACUAGGCAAAGAACUUGCAUCAAGAUCAGGACUGAAAUACAUUAAUGUGGGUGAUUUAGCUAAAGAAGGACAGUUAUAUGAUGGCUAUGAUGAAGAGUAUGAUUGUCCCAUUUUAGAUGAAGAUAGAGUCGUUGAUGAGUUAGAAAACCAAAUGAAAGAAGGUGGCGUGAUUGUUGAUUACCAUGGUUGUGACUUCUUCCCUGAACGCUGGUUUCAUAUCAUUUUUGUGCUGAGAACAGAUAACAGCAUACUAUACAAAAGACUUGAAACAAGGGGUUAUAAUGAAAAGAAACUACAAGACAAUAUUCAGUGUGAAAUUUUUCAAGUUCUUUAUGAAGAAGCCAGAGCCUCCUACAAUGAAGAAAUAGUACAUCAGUUGGUUAGCAAUAAUCCAGAAGAUCUAGAGAGUAAUAUAAACCAGAUACUGAAAUGGAUUGAACAGUGGAUGAAAAAUCAUAGCUGUUGACUUUCAAGAUUGGUCAGAUGACAGUCACUCCUAAUGAUCUCUCUGCCCACAUCAUAGAAAUUGUCCGAGUAUCAGUAAAACUUUUCUAUUAACAUUGUGUUGCAGGACUAGUAUGUGGGUACUAUAAAAGGUUUAUACCUAGGCUUUUAUUUUCUCUAUGAGAAAGCUAAACAAUCUCAAAUAUAAAGAAUGUAACAUUAUUAAGGAUUGAAAGUUAAAACUCAUUGUUCAAUGCUUCAACUAUUAAAGGAUGAAUAAAUCUGAACAAGUGGGAGGAUAUCUGUUAAAUUUACAAAAGAACAUGAAGAUGAUCUCUUAAAAUCAAACAGCUUAAG